AUGUCUAACAACCGUGACGCCAUAAAGGUUGAGCCUAUCAAGGCCGGCAACCAAUCUGAAAUAGAAGAGAUGGCUCACUUGGCCGCUCAGGGUGGAGAUGGAAGAUUGUUCAAAAUGGAAAUUGAUUAUACAACACAGGUUGAUGAAGCCAUUCCCACAGCUGAUUCCUUAGCUUCCGCUGGAAAAAUUGUUGAAGCCUUGGAAUCAUUGAGUAAUUUGGAAAAAUUGACUCGUUUGGGAUCUGAUAUGAAGAGUAAUGCCCGUAUAGUUCAGCAUAUGGUCAAGAUGUGUUUUGAUGGAAAGAAGUGGGAUCUUCUAAAUGAAACUAUUCUCACUCUCUCAAAGAAGAGAAUGAUCAUCAAAGUGGCUAUCGCUAAGAUGGUAAAAGAUGCUUGCACUAUGGUUGAGAAGCUCCCAACCGAGGAUUUAAAAAUGAAACUCAUUGAUACUCUGCGAACUGUCACCGCCGGAAAGAUCUAUGUUGAAGUUGAAAGAGCGCGCUUAACUUCAUUGGUCGUAAAAAAAUUGGAAGCUGAAGGCAAAGUUGAUGAAGCUGCUACCAUGCUUUUGGAGCUUCAGGUAGAAACCUACGGUUCUAUGGAAGUUAAGGAGAAGGUCGAGUUCUUGUUGGAGCAAAUGAGAAUUUCUGUCGCCAGAAGCGAUUACGUUCGUGCUGGAAUCAUAUCCAAGAAGAUCAGCAUCAAGUUCUUCAAUAGCGAAUUACCUGAGGUUCAAGAUUUGAAGCUUAAAUAUUAUAACCUGAUGAUUACGAUCGGCUUACAAGAAUCUCAAUAUUUGGAAGUUUGCAGACAUUACAGAGCAAUCUUCGAUACUCCUAUUAUCAAGGCUGAUCCAGAAAAGGCCAGAGCUGCCUUGAAAUGCGCUGUGGUUUACUGUCUGCUCUCUCCUCAUAGUAAUGAGCAAUGGGACCUUUUGCAUAGAAUUCACAUUCAAAGAGAUCUCGAGCCCGUUGUUGAAUACAAGGCUCUUCUGGAUCUCUUCGUCAAUCAAGAAUUGAUCUCUUGGGCUGGAAACAUUGUUGCUCAAUAUGAAAAGCUGUUGAAAAAAGGAACACCUACGUCACCAGCUACACCUGUGUUUGAUUCUAGUUCAAAAGAUGGCGAGAAACGUUGGGAAGAUUUCCACCUCCGUGUCGGAGAGCAUAAUAUGAGAAUGGUCGCUAAGUAUUAUUCAGAGAUCACCUUCGAACGACUCAGCGAACUAUUAGAUUUCCCACUCGAUAAAAUGGAGUCCUUCCUCUGUAACCUCAUCGUUACCGGACAGAUACCAGAUGCUAAAAUUCAUAGACCCAGCCGAAUUGUCAACCUUCGCGCCAGAAAAGCUCCAAUUGAGGAAUUGGACCAGUGGGCUAGCAGUGUUCAUAAGUUAACCGAAACUCUUAAUAAGGUGUCUCAUCUCAUCCUGAAAGAACAAAUGGUUCACAAAAAUCUUGAUAUAAGUCAAUAUUAA
Molecule: messenger RNA, 1470 nt
Organism: Auanema sp. JU1783
Lineage: Eukaryota; Metazoa; Nematoda; Chromadorea; Rhabditida; Rhabditidae
Source: the annotation of a GenBank genome assembly